Molecule: messenger RNA, 1745 nt
Organism: Paramacrobiotus metropolitanus
Lineage: Eukaryota; Metazoa; Tardigrada; Eutardigrada; Parachela; Macrobiotidae
Product: BTB/POZ domain-containing protein 2-like
Exons: 6
Coding region: 287-1537 (416 amino acids)
Molecular function (GO): protein binding
Source: RefSeq, a predicted model, not a curated record
UUGAUGUUUCCACAGUUUUUCAUGUUUUUGGGUGGAAUACUUAUACUUGAUAAGUUAGGUAAUGACACAAAAACGGUGGUAAUAUUCUUACGACUGUGAGAUCAUCCCGCAAAUCCUACUGUUUCCGAAAAAUCGUUAACUACGAAUUUUCGGGUACUUAUCCUGUUGUCAGUUAUUGGGCUAAUUUGAUCAUCUCCACGCAGACUGCAACCUCUGUUUAGUGAGAACUAAGAGCAAAUCGCGCCAAACUUCGACUGGAUCUAAAUAUCUUUGCGCCCAUUUCAUCAUGUCAGGAAGUUCGUGCGCAUCACCGUCUGAAUGGCGGAGCAUCCUGCCUGGGAUGGUCGAUCAGCUGAAAUAUAUUUUAGCCAGUGGGGAGAUGAGCGAUGUGCGGUUCGCCGUUGGACGUCAGCAUGGCCCAGCCAAGAUUUUCUCGGUUCACAAGUUUGUGUUGUCCCUCGGCAGUGAUGUCUUCCACACCAUGUUUAACGGAGGUUUGGCCGAAAGUGGCGACCGUGCGAUUGAUAUCCCGGAGAUCCUGCCAGAGGCCUUCGCCAAUAUGCUCACAUUUUUGUACACGCGUACGCUGGGCGGAGAACUAACAGCGGACAACGUCUUCGAGACCAUGUACUGUGCUGACAAGUACAAUCUUCCGUUGCUGAUGGAACUGUGCCAGCAGUUCAUCAACAGCCACUUGAACAUCGACAAUUGCCUCGUGUUCUGGAAAAAGGCUAAACACUCGAUGCUGGAUUGUUUGGCUGGUUUCGUGGAGAAGUGCUUGGCAGUGGUCGACGCCAAGUGCAAGGAUGUUCUGCAGUCGGACCAGUUCAGUGAUAUCGGACAAGAUACGUUGAUAACGAUCCUACAGCGCAGUACGUUGUCCGCCGAGGAAAAUAGCAUCUACAGGGCUCUGGAGAAGUGGUCGGUGGACGCUUGUGUGCGGGACCAUUUGGAGCCUUCGCCGGCCAACCGUCGCGGGGUGCUGGGACCGGCGCUGUUCCUCGUCCGUUUCCCGCUGAUGACCGAUGCGCAACUCGCCAAUGGACCCAUAAAAAGUGGCUUGCUUCUGGAUGCCGAAGUGCGGGAUAUCUACCAGUACAAGCAUUCCGACAGUAAGCCACAAAUUUCAUUUCCAACGGAACCCCGAAAACCCCGCACGCUGCCCUUGAGAAACGUGGAGGAAUUGGAGGAACAGGCUGAGGUAUUCGUGGACGUUGAUGAGCGUGAUAAUUACUGGUACCCCAUGACUUUCGUCGGGAUGAUGCUGGAUGAUACGGACGCUCUGGUGUCGGAUGAUGGUGGAGCCACUGUGCAACAGUAUGCGCUGAGCAAGAUCGUCUGUGCUGCCGAUAUUCUGAAGGAGGGCCAGAAGAUUAUCUGCUUCGACAGGGAAGUUUCGUACAAGGGUUUUGUAGAAAGUCAGCAUCUUGUUACCUAUCGGACCCGUAACAAGUAUAUCACAACAGCGCCCUCGUUUACACGCCUGCGUAUUAGUCGCGACCAGAUGGCGGCUUGGAAAGCGUCCAUUGCCCAGUAGAUGCCUGCUGGCUGAGAGCACAAACACCGCUCUUUGGGUGCACCAGUGUUCAAACUGCCUGCCUGAACUUAGUCAGGCUUUUGAUUGUUUUUCCUGUAGCCUUAAAUUAGCGCGAUUGCAUCUCUUUUCCAUAACAGCAUGUAUUUAUCGCAACCGUGCUAAAAGUGUCUGCCUAUUCCUUUGCCUUUUACUGUGCUAAUGAUGCUCG